AUGGAAGUUGUGGUCUCGGUGAUGUUGUUGUUAGUGGGUAUAGCUGUUUUGGUGUUCAUUCAUGUUUGUAUAGUUGGAAGAGCUUUCAGGAACAGAAAUGGAAUCAACGGUACCAUCUUUAACCCGAGAAAUGUGAACAGACAUACAAGUAUGUGUAUGUCACAGGAGGAUAUAAAAAAAUUGCCCUGUUUUGAUUACAAAGUGGAAGCUGUGAAAGGGAGCCCUCUGGAUUGUGCUGUGUGCUUAGAGAAUUUCAAGGUUGGUGACAAGUGCAGGCUACUACCAAAGUGCAAUCACACUUUUCAUGUUCACUGCAUUGAUUCAUGGCUACAGAAAACAGCUGCUUGUCCAAUAUGCAGAGCAAGUGCUAAAUCAACAUUAGAAACAGAGGAACAAAGCAAUAAUUCUACUCAAGUUGCACUUCAAAUCACUUAA
This is a messenger RNA of Solanum dulcamara, 435 nucleotides long. RefSeq names its product RING-H2 finger protein ATL13-like. The transcript has a single exon. The record is from RefSeq and is a predicted model, not a curated record. Lineage: Eukaryota; Viridiplantae; Streptophyta; Magnoliopsida; Solanales; Solanaceae. Bases 1 to 435 code for a protein of 144 amino acids.